GAAAUUAUUUUCAGAAAUUGCCAAAUAUUACGAUCGAGUAUACGCCUGUUAGUGAAACGAAUGUGGAAACUUCGCCAGAGAUGGAAUUUUAUCUACCACUAGAUACCGAAUGGGAAUUUCCACGAGAAAAAUUGGUUUUAGGAAGAUUUCUAGGUGAAGGAGAAUUCGGAAGAGUUGUUGAAAGCGAAGCUUCGGGCAUCAUAGAUGAUAAUAUUACCACGACUGUGGCUGUUAAAAUGUUGAAAGUAAAACAUUCCGAUGCAGAUAUGAUUAAUUUAGUAUCAGAAUUGGAAAUCAUGAAACUAAUUGGAAUGCACCCCAAUGUUUUACGUUUGCUCGGAUGCUGCACUCAAAAUGGCCCUCUACUGAUCAUCACAGAAUAUGCAGUUCAUGGAAACCUACUGAGCUUUCUUCACAAGCAUGUUGCUUCUGAAAAUUUUGAAACAGUACCAAGCGAGCUAUCUCAAAGGACUUUGGUUACAUUUGGUCUGCAAGUUGCUCAAGGGAUGGAAUACUUGUCUUCUAUGAAAUGUGUGCAUCGAGAUCUUGCUGCGAGAAAUAUUUUAGUAUCGGAUAACCAGAUUUUGAAAAUCGCUGACUUUGGUUUAGCCAGAGAUAUUAAAAAUAAGGACUACUACAGAAAAAAAUCAGGUGGCAGACUACCAGUAAAAUGGAUGGCACCAGAGGCAUUGCUUCGUAGGCUAUAUACAGUUCAAUCUGAUGUGUGGUCUUAUGGCAUAUUAUUAUGGGAGAUUAUGACUUUGGGUGGCUCACCUUAUCCCACAUUCACAGACAUGAAGAAACUGUUACGAGAUAUACAUUCUGGGUAUCGCAUGGAGAAGCCUCCGGAUUGCUCUAUGGAAAUGUACAGCAUUAUGCGACAUUGUUGGAAUUACUUACCUACAGAUAGGCCAUCAUUUUCAAUGAUUGUAGAAAAUUUGGAGGAGAUAUUGCAGAAUAGCGGCGAUAAUGAUAUUUUGGAGGAAUCUGAUUCAUACGAGUCAAGUAUGUAGUAUUGACAGAGAGUGCGGCGAAACUGGUCAAGAAGCUUUGAAAGGUGACCACUUAUUAUUAGGUACACCAAAAUAAUUCUUAAAGUUGUUGGUCGAAAAAGUUAUG
Molecule: messenger RNA, 1119 nt
Organism: Planococcus citri (citrus mealybug)
Lineage: Eukaryota; Metazoa; Arthropoda; Insecta; Hemiptera; Pseudococcidae
Product: fibroblast growth factor receptor homolog 1-like
Exons: 6
Coding region: 81-1013 (310 amino acids)
Biological process (GO): positive regulation of kinase activity; multicellular organism development; protein phosphorylation
Cellular component (GO): signaling receptor complex; plasma membrane
Molecular function (GO): transmembrane receptor protein tyrosine kinase activity; ATP binding
Source: RefSeq, a predicted model, not a curated record